UGAUGACAUUUAUGACCCAUUUAUCACUCAUGUGAUGUUCCCCAACCCCAAAAAGAUUCAAUAUAAGAGCCAACCGCUGAGACAACAAUACCAUCCACUGAUCAGGAAUACAUACAAGAUGUUGCUGUAUUUUGUCCUCUUCACCCUGUGCAGUGUUGCAUAUGCAAUCGAUGAAUAUCCUAUGCUGAUGACUGAGGAUGUUUCAGAUAGCAGUUUAUGUAAGACUGGCUAUUAUCAGAAGGAAGAUGACCCUUGUUGUUUCUACUAUCAAUGUGAUAUGAAUAAAAGGAAAGCUUAUCCUAGAAGAUGCAUGGAUGGAACUUUUUGGAACAGUGAUUUGUGUGCAUGCGAUUGGGAUUGGGUCUCUGGUUCAUGUAAUUCAACAAUAAAUGGACAAUGUGCUAUGAUGUACCAAAUACCAAAAGCACCAUGUAUGGCUGAUACAGAGAGAAACGAAUGCUGCCUGAAUGGUGAAAAAUACGAUAACCACACAAGUGGUUUUGGACCAAAAUAUGUGAGAAGUAGCGCAGAUCCUACUAAAUAUAAAAUACCCGAGUGUGACAAUGAAGUGAGAAAAUGUCCAGUUGGUACAUUCAGUCUGAAGUAUUGCGCAUGUGAACAUCCAAAGACUGAUUGUGCCUGUACACACUGGGACUUUGAAAAUCCUAGACCUCUCACUGCCGAUGAUUCCACAUUUAUGAAUAAAGGACACUGCAGGGUCAAUGGAUCACUUGGAAUACUCAGGUGCAGCGGAAACAGAGGUAAUCCUGCAACGAUACCAGCAACUCAGAAAUUUUAUUUGGGAAGAAGUGGUGCAAUUUUUGGAAAAGUUGAAGCUGAUUUCUCAGGAAGAUUUACAACUAACGGACCAGGAGAGGGACGAACGAUUCAUAUCAAUAUGAACGUGCUGGAUAAUGGGGAUGUGGAGCUCUUUGGAGUAUUGAAUAGUAGACGAUUCAAUGUUACUGUUACACCCUCAGUUCCUGCGAAUGAGGAUGUUGAAUAUCAAUGGUUUGUCAUAACUGUUCAAGAUAACAAAAUGAAAGUUGUGAAUGGUGUAACAUACACAGAUGGAUCAAUUAGCAGUGAGGACAACACAUACAUGUUGCCAGGAUCUUUCCAACUGACAGGCAAUGACUGUCCUCUCAAGCUAGGUCUAGACGAAUCAGUUUAUUAUGAUUUUGGAUACUGUCAAUUUGGAGAUUGGUCACCUAGUCAUUACGACGACUAUGGUGCUAACUGUACAGUACCAAGCAACCCCAGGCCAUCUGAUGGUUCUUGGUAUGUGUUUGAGAACUGGGACUUCACAACUCCUACCAGUGAUCCUACAUUUCGAUAGAAAACAGUUAACUGUAUGAAAUGAAGAGAUGGAGAGGAAAAAAUCAUAAUCAGAGUGUGAAUCUUUAAAAUUAUUUGAAAUAAAGAUCUGCUAACAAAAUUUUUUUUGAUUCAUCCUUUGUUCAUGAGGCAUUAUGAUCUAUGUACAUGUACAGUG
Messenger RNA from Owenia fusiformis, 1495 nucleotides. Lineage: Eukaryota; Metazoa; Annelida; Polychaeta; Sabellida; Oweniidae. The record is from the annotation of a GenBank genome assembly.